Penicillium waksmanii is the source of this 1542-nucleotide messenger RNA. RefSeq lists its product as uncharacterized. Lineage: Eukaryota; Fungi; Ascomycota; Eurotiomycetes; Eurotiales; Aspergillaceae. The transcript is spliced from 3 exons. The coding region runs from base 1 to 1542 and encodes 513 amino acids. The record is from RefSeq and is a predicted model, not a curated record.
AUGUCCGCAGACUUAUUUGCAGAGUUUGGGCAGGGUCCCGCCCCGACUCAAAGCACUUUAGGCAGACCACAGACGACCAAGCAACCACAGCCACAAGCAAACCCAUUGAUUGACGAUUUUGAUCAAUCUGAUGAUUUAUUUUUCGCUGGACCCACGAAUUCUCAGUCGGGCGUGAAUCAACAAUUCAGUUCAAGCUCAGCCUCUGGCCAAUACGUCACUCAGGCACCAGCCGUCCAACAACAAGUGCCAAGCUUGCCAGCAUUCAAUCUGCCUCGGCAAAAUAAUAGCGAUGUAUUGUUUGAUGCUACAGAAGAAAUCCCUGCAAGUGACACGGAAGACGACUGGGGUGAUUUUGAGGGACCAGAUGUCAGCAAUGCGCGGUCAUAUCAGUCACAGUAUUCAACGCCCGUCGCUCCAGAAACCAAAGUCUCCAAACCACCACCAAAAGUCCAGCAAGUGACAGACACGUUUGACUUGCUUGACUCACUGUCAAUCGAAGACGUGACCUCAUCUGCAAAUAAGUCUCCUAGAAGCUUUGAAAGCAAGCCGCCUAUAGAAACCACUCCAAUCCAACAUGGGAAGACGACUCAUUUGGGGACUGGGGGGGAAUUCACGGAUGCACCUUCCACGAAACAAAGUGCUCCAGCCCCAGCUUCUAAAGCGACCCCUGAAUCAGUCCCAAAAGCAAAGCCGAAGUCAAAAUCCCCCUUGAAGAAGAAAGCAACUACAACAAGGCCCGCGCCUCAACAACCAGGUUGGGACGACAAGGCCUUUGAUGACUGGGGUGACUUCAAUGACGGGCCAUUGUCGACCCCAGCGCCAGCACCAGCACCAGCACCCACAAGACAAAAAUCAACACCGACAAGCCCACCCCCAGCAAGUUUCACGUCAGGAAACACCGCCCCAUCUUCAACCGUCCGACCAACCAACAUCCCCCCCACCAUCCAACUCCUCGUCGAACUAAUGAACAACCUCCAAAAAGAAGUCGCAACAACCAGCAGUAAAACAGCCCGCCAACCCCCUACCACCGCACAAAGCACCAGCGCUUCCAAAAUUCACACAAUAACCUCAACAGCAGCCCGCAUCAUAGCCGGCCGCCACCUCCGCUGGAAACGCGAUACAAUCUUAAGCCAAAGCAUGCGCAUCGGACCCGCCCGCGCCGGCAAAUCAAGCGGCAUGAAACUAAAUGCUGUAAAUAAACACGAAGACGUCAAGGAAGAGCAAGAUGCCGUUGAUGUCCUGGCUCUUUGGCGUGAGCGUGCGGCGCUCUUCAACGCUGUGGUCCAGAGCGCUGGCCUUCGGCCCAUUCCCACUGUGGCCGGGCCGGCGGCUUUAAAAGUUAUUACUGCGAAGUCGGGGCAGGGGGCGUUGAAGGCUGCGCAUGCUUGUGCGCUUUGUGCGCUUAAGAGGGAUGAGAGAGUUCUUAGGGUUGAUGAGGAGGAUGUGCAGGAUAGUUUUGGGGAGUGGUGGACGGAUCAUUGGGGGCAUACGGGGUGUCGGUUGUUCUGGGAGGCGAAUCAUGGAAUGCUUGGGCAGAGAUGA